Haliotis rubra (blacklip abalone) is the source of this 529-nucleotide messenger RNA. RefSeq lists its product as uncharacterized. The coding region runs from base 5 to 529 and encodes 174 amino acids. The record is from RefSeq and is a predicted model, not a curated record. Lineage: Eukaryota; Metazoa; Mollusca; Gastropoda; Lepetellida; Haliotidae. The transcript has 4 exons.
UGUUAUGCUCAAUGAGCUGGAUGAAAAGGUGCUCUCAACCAUUCCUAUUUGUCAGGUUGAGGGAAUUGAUGGUGGAAUUGAAACUCCACUUUGUACUGAAGAUCAACCUCCAACAGUUGAAGCAUGUCUCCCUCAGGAAAGUGCUGCAGCACUAAGAACAGUGGAAUCAGUUAAUGCGGGAAGUACAUCCACAACAUCAGUGGCAAGUCCUGUGAUCCCCCCAUCCCAAAAGAUAGCAACAAGCACAGCGAUGUCAAUAUCCUCAGCUGUAGCAACAUCAGCCUCUACAGUAACCCCCAGAAGCGGAACCACAAGCCAUGUGCAGGGUCUGGUGAAGGUAGAGGAGUCAAAGUUGGAGGUGCUGCAACAGCUGCUUAGUGUGGAGACACAGAGGCUGGCCGUGGAGAGGGAGAGACUAGCACUAGAGAGGGACAGACUGGCACUUGACCGGCAGCGUCUUGAGCUAAAGGAGAGGAUGUACAAUUCCAAUGUUGAAAAUUUCAUCACACCUGUGAUAAGUUUUGAUUAA